Diospyros lotus (date-plum) is the source of this 1758-nucleotide messenger RNA. Its product is annotated as rRNA-processing protein EFG1. Lineage: Eukaryota; Viridiplantae; Streptophyta; Magnoliopsida; Ericales; Ebenaceae. The transcript has 8 exons. Gene Ontology annotation, biological process: maturation of SSU-rRNA from tricistronic rRNA transcript (SSU-rRNA, 5.8S rRNA, LSU-rRNA). Bases 145 to 1200 code for a protein of 351 amino acids. The record is from RefSeq and is a predicted model, not a curated record. Gene Ontology annotation, cellular component: preribosome, small subunit precursor; nucleolus.
ACCCAGUCCCACCGUCCUGGGGAAAAAAGCCGAAAGAAAGAAAGAAAGAGUCACAUUUAGGGAACGCGAACGCACGGCGAGAAGCGAAUGGAUAAAGCCCAGGCUAUGUUUAUGUGAAGCAGAGUGGUCAAGAGGUCGCAGGAAAUGGCUCACGGCGGCUACGAUAAGCGCCGGGUCGCAGGCCGGAAACCAGUGAGCGGUAAUGGUCGGCGCUCCAAAGCGCUGGGCGUGGAUAAGAAGGCCAAGCUUAAGCCUAAGCCUAAGCCUAAGCCCAAAUCCGUCUCUCUUAAGAACCAGAUACGAUCCGUUGAGCGUUUGCUCCGAAAGGAUCUGCCACCUGAAGUUAGAGAAGCUCAAGAACAGAAGCUAGAAGGGCUUAAGAAACAACAGGAAAUUCACAACCGUCUUGCUGUGGAACGUAAGGUGUUCUUGCGGGACAGAAAGAUCAAGUUUUUUGAGAGAAGAAAGAUUGAACGUAGAAUCAGACGCCUGGAGAAAAUGCAAAGGUCUUCAUCCAGUCAAACCCAAGAGGCAGAGAUAGCUGAGCAGCUUACUAAAUUGAAAGAAGAUCUUGAAUAUGUUAGGUUCUUUCCUAAGACUGAGAAGUAUGUGUCUUUGUUCAUGGGAGGGGAUGACACAGAGGUGGUCGAUAGAAGAAACAGAUUACGCAAGCAGAUCAAAUCCAACAUAAUUGCAGCUGCAGCGAGUGGGAAGGAUCUGGAAGAGACAGGAAGUGAGGAUGAUGGGCUUUUGGAUCUCAGUGAGGAUGAUUUCUUCUUAAUUGGAUCUUCUAGUGAUGAAGCUGAUGCAGAUGAUGAGUGGACAGAUAAAAGCACAAGGGAGCAAGCUUCCAGUGCUUCUGGUAAAGCAGCAUCUGGCAUGUCCAGUGAUGAAAGGAAUCAGCAGAGACAUAUUUCUGCUCGAGCUCUAAUGCCUCCUCCUCGACCAUCAACCAAUUCGUUUUCAAAUUUGGUUCAUGGUAAAUCAAUGUUUGGAGGCUCAUUGAGCAAGAAGCAAUCAUUACGGAGGGUUGAAAUGUCCACAUCCAGCAACACUUCCAAUAGCAUGAGUGAAUCUUCCAUUCGAAAUAGGGGAUCCUCAGAUUCACGGAUUGGGCAGAGUAGUAACCUGAGUUCAAACUCUGAUGCUCGCAAACCCCGAAGGAAAAGGAGGCCUAAGAAGAAAAAGCAACAGGCAUAAACCGCCAAACCCCGCUGAUCUAAACCUGAAACCAUUUGAAGCAGUUUACUGGGUAUUUGUGAAACAUUGUUACAUCUUGGUUCAACCAUCACCUUCUCAGUUACUUUUAUCCAUUAACCAUGAGGAAGAAAAAAAAAAAAAGUAAGUGCUGUGUGGACCGGCAGGCUGGUGUCUACAUCCCUUCGUUGGAGCUAGGUUUAUCUGGGAUUCUUCUCACUCCUCUUAGGUAAAUUGAGUUGUUCAGGAUAGUCACAAUCUUUCAAUCCCUGCAUAUGAAUGUUCUUUCUACGAUGGCUUUGUUUCCAUUCCUCACUCCUAUAGGGUGCAUGGCUUUUGUACAAUUUUAAAGGCAUCAAAUCAAAAUUCCCCUUAUUAACAGCUCCAACUUGCUCAUGUUGGUGAUCAACCUGUUGUUGCAAUAUAGCAGCUGUUUUGUUCUCUUGUAUCACAGGGUGCUUGGGCGAGCACAGGUGGGUAGCAGUUUGUUCUUUUCAGGACAUUUGAGUUGGGACCAUGGUCAAUACCCAUUUGCUAAUACAAGUUACACAUUUCAUGUUA